AUCCAGAGAACCUCAUGUUCAAGCAAUCAACUUGAUCCGUUUGUAUAUCCUGUGCCUAGCAUAUAAGAAUACAUUCCCUGUGUGUGUGUGUGUGUGUGUGUGUGUGUCUCUAUUUGUAUCAGCAAGGCUUUCCCUUCUGACAUGGUACAGACAGGUUGUUGCAUUGGAACUUUGUACAAACUUUUGAUGUCCUUGCAUUACAAGUUAUUGUUGAAGAAUUGGCUUUCCUUGUUAAGGACAAUCUUCGUUCCAAGCAUCUUGUUCUCUCAGUGGAAGAGGCAUUGGUCAACUUCCUUCAGGAUGAUACCAGAUGGUGUCCUGGAGUUGGAACCAAUGGACGCAUAUAGCCGUCUUCUCUUGCAUCGCCUUGCUGAAAUAUUUGGAUUUUCCCACUCAUCUGUUGGUGAUGGAGAUGACCGGCACCUAGUGUUGGAGAGAUGCUCAGAUACAACAAUACCUUCCAUCCUCGUUAGUGAUAUUUUGUGGCAGUCCGAAGAGCAUCCAUCUCCAAUGGUUUCACAUCAAUUAUUGAGAAAAACAGAGGCCUUCCCAGUGUUGACAACAGAAAUGCCUUCUCUUCAACAUUCAUUUGAGGAGAGAAAAGCAGCUUAUCUGGUUGCUCGUGACCGAAUAUUUUCAAUGAAUUCGGGUGAAGUUUCUGAACCUGUGGAGCGGAAGCCACGAAAUGUUCCUGUGGUCGCCCGCCGAAUGAUUGCACAUGCUCUAGGCCACAGAAUAAAUCCAUGCAAUCAGGCUACGAAUGGGGAAUGCAAAGAGCAUAGUGGGCAAACAGAUGCAUUAGAUAUUCAAUGCAGGGAGCCUAAGGUAUCAGCAGAAUCUUCUCAGAAGACUGACUCCCCAUCGGGACAAAAUAGCAACCCUCAUGCAAAAGUGAAAAUCAAUGAUAAUAUCUCAAGUGGAUCAUCACCAAGUAAAAGCAAUAUGGCUCCAAAGCAAACUGACAAGAUUUGCCCUCAUUUUAAAGCAGCUCAGAAUGGAAGCAGUGGGAAUGGGAUCAAUAAAGACUCCUUGCAAAGGGAGCAUUUGGGAGCUGCAAAGAGAAUGUUUGCUCAUGCCUUGGGGUUGCAAGCAGGGAAGGAUGGUUUAAUUUCGAAAGGCAAUGAAAUAAAGUAAUGCGGAGUAAGAUCUGAGAAAUCUUUGAAUUUGAGGCUGUUUAUGUCCUUUCUUUCACGCCCGAGAAACUUUGUUGGAGCUCUCCACGUUUUUCCAUUGCAGCCAACGAAUCUAAUGAGUUUUUAUGUGUUAGAGCCCUUGCUGAUAUUGUUGGCAGGAGAUGCAUGGCAAAAGAGUGAAUGAGGUAAUACAGCUGUUCAUUUGGUGAAUGAUGAUAAUUUUAUAUGGCCCUUCGCUAAAGUAUUAAAUGAGCGUGAAGCCGGAAUCAAAUGGCGCAGGCGUGUGGUAGACGAGUGGAACUUGGUUGUGAUUAUAUUGCCCAACUCGGGCAUACCGCUGGCCAGUCUAUUACCCUUGUUUUAUGACCGUCCUUCGCUUCUACAUAUUUUGGUUCUGUUAUACGGUCUUAUUCUCUUAUGUAUCUGAUGUGUUUGAUUUAAACCUGAAUUAUUUCACAGCUGUCACUGGAUUAUGUUUGUAUUUUUUUUUUUCUAGAUUUUCAGUUUUGCUGUAAAUUCUUUGCUUUUUAUGUGGAUGUGUAUAAUGUUGCAAAUGAAUCUGAAAUUAG
Juglans regia (Persian walnut) is the source of this 1702-nucleotide messenger RNA. RefSeq lists its product as uncharacterized. Lineage: Eukaryota; Viridiplantae; Streptophyta; Magnoliopsida; Fagales; Juglandaceae. The transcript has 6 exons. Gene Ontology annotation, molecular function: nucleic acid binding. Bases 142 to 1134 code for a protein of 330 amino acids. The record is from RefSeq and is a predicted model, not a curated record.